AUGAUCAUCAAAAAUAACUUUUAUACUAACAAUAACAAUAACUCUUUAAAUAAUAAUAUCUUGAAACAACAACAACAACAACAACGACGAAUACAGUUAUCAGCAUUUCUACAGAAACAAUGUAAAUCUAAUGGUGGUCCAAAAACAUACAAAAAGAAAUGGUGUUGGUUUCAAUAUGACACUGGAUUGCUGUACUAUCAUCACUCCGGUGCUAUCCCAGGUGGCAGUGGUGUUGGAAAUGGAAACGGUGAGACUAUCAAUGUUGGAUAUCAAAUCAAGAGUAUCCAGAUUGAGAAUUGUACUAUAGAACAAUCUACUACCACUAGAUUAGAGUUUGUACUGCAUAACAAUAACAAUGGCAGUGGUGGUGGUGUUAUUAAGAAACAACAGUGGAUUUGGAGAGCGACUGACGAACAGACUGUAGUUCAAUGGGUAGCCGGUUUGAACAAUUGGAAACAACGUAAUCAUGCACAAAACAACUUACAAAGAAGACCACCAAAUCCAAUUGGAUUCCUUAAUCAAAGUGGUUAUCAUGGUAAUGGAAGUAGUGCAGAUCUUGUUAAUGGAAUAUCACCACCUUUGUCACCGAGAUCACAGCAGUCACUUUCAUCUGAGAACCUACUUGGCAAUAGCAGUGGAAGUGCAUCCAGUACGGUGACCUCCAAUCUGAAACAGUCGAUUGCAGAGCAAUUCCUAAAGAGUCUAUCGAUCAAUUGUGAAGCUGGUUCCGAUCGCUCAAGUGGAAAGCAAUCGUUUGGCGCAGUAAAGAUUCGUCAGCUUCUAGUUAGACAGAAUCCACCAUUGGACUACGAUCAAACCAACCAUAUCCUCACAUUAAUCUACAAUCAAAUGUCAUAUCUACAAGAAUGUUAUGAUGAAAUACAAUAUUUCUCUGAUAACAAUUUCAAUAGUAAUAAUAAUAACAACAGUAAUAGUAAUAGUAAUAGCAAUCCAUUAUCAUCUUCAACCAUUCUUAAAAAUAGUAUUAGUAUUAGCAGUAGUGGUAAAUCUAAAUUAAAUCUAAGCGUCAAUAAUAAUAAUAAUAAUAAUAAUAGUAUUGAUGAAGAUGAAUAUGAUGAUCAAAAUAAUAAUAUUAGAGAUGAAGGAAUGUUUGCAUUGUUACCGGACCAUCUGUCAAUGUACAUCAUGUCGUAUCUAGACCCAAAGAGUCUGUUGGAUACUUUUCCAUGUGGUAUGAUUCCACUGCAUAUUAGUUUCAGGGUGAAGAAAGUAUCACCCUCAACAAGAAAGCAUUGUUUCAAGAUCAUUCAUGAUGGAUUACAGAGUUGUAAGCAGCAUCAAGGUGUUGGUGUAACCGUUGAGAGAAAGGAACCUUACUAUCUAUCUGCAGAGAAUGAAGAGGAGUGCAAUGCUUGGAUGACAAUCGUUCAAUCAUCUAUUCAAAAGAGUGAUAAGAUAAUACAAUCAACAACCGAUAUCAACCAUAACAAUAAUAAUACACCAAUUAAACAACAAGGUGGUCAACAACAUAGAAGCUAUACAGGUAGUAGCAAUGGCAAGAAAGGUCACGCAAAGAAAGUAUCGAAUUCAACACCUAUCAAUUUGUCAUCGCUUGCCGGUAGCUCCGAUAGUUCAAUGUCGCCAUCGACCUCACCGUUGAAACAAAGCAUUGAGACCAAACCGAUAUUUGGACUGCCUAUUGCCGGCUUGAUGGCAGAGCAAUCAAAGAGUAUGCAGCUACCGAUUCCUUAUGUUCUCUACAAGUGUUUCCAACAUAUCAAACUGAAUGGAUUGCACGAAGAAGGACUAUUUAGAGUCAGUGGAAGUGUUAUUGAGAUUGAACUGUUGAAGAACAAAUUCGAACAGGAUCCACCACUGCCAGAUAUCGACCUAACACAACACGACAUACACGCAGUCACCGGAUUGGUAAAGAGUUUCUUUAGAAAACUACCUACACCUCUUAUUCCCAGUGAUCUAGAUGAAUAUGCAACUGCUGUUUCAAUGGCACAAAGUCAAACACAAGAACAGAAAAUACAGGAAUACAAGUUUAUAUUUGAAAGUUUAGAUCCAGUUAUUUAUACGAUAUUUCAAACUUUGUUGAAUCUACUACGUCUGACCGUGGAGAACAAAGCGACAACAAAGAUGACCGAAGAGAAUAUUCUCAUCGUUGUAAUGCCGACACUAAAGUGUUCACCUGUUCUAGUAAAUAAUGGAAUGCGUUUCUACAGUCAAAUAUUCGAUAUAAAUAAUGAUAUACUAUCCGAUUGA
Messenger RNA from Heterostelium album PN500, 2229 nucleotides. It is a transcript of the gene gacFF, whose product is annotated as pleckstrin domain-containing protein. The coding region runs from base 1 to 2229 and encodes 742 amino acids. Gene Ontology annotation, biological process: regulation of GTPase activity; signal transduction. The transcript has 3 exons. NCBI's taxonomy places the organism in Eukaryota, Evosea, Eumycetozoa, Acytosteliales, Acytosteliaceae. Gene Ontology annotation, cellular component: cytoplasm. The record is from RefSeq and is a predicted model, not a curated record.